Molecule: messenger RNA, 5727 nt
Organism: Orbicella faveolata
Lineage: Eukaryota; Metazoa; Cnidaria; Anthozoa; Scleractinia; Merulinidae
Product: E3 ubiquitin-protein ligase TRIM45-like
Molecular function (GO): protein binding; zinc ion binding
Source: RefSeq, a predicted model, not a curated record
GUAGUGUGGACGGGGCCUCAGCAUAAUGAUAAUAAUAAGUAUGAUCAAGUCGAAAAAGUGAAUUGUUUAAUUUUCUUCCUUUUAAGUCCAGUCUGGAAACCACAAAUGGAUUUCCUUAUCAGUGGUCGAUCUGUAGUUACCACAAGUCAGCAUUGUUUUUUGAUUUUGCUUUUCAAACGUAAUACGCGGUCGAAAAGGACACCGAGAAAAUGAAAGGCUGAUUCGGUGGUUCCUCUAGGAACUUAUGUAUAACAUAACUUAUUUGUUAAAUCGUUUAUAACUAAUUUUCCGUUAUUCAGCGAAAAGUAAUAAUACGUGAUAAAUGGAACCAAUUUCUUUUCUUACCCAAUUUGGACGACUUUUUAUUUCCUUCGUGACGCAAAAUUGCUUCUUAUACCUGGAAAUAAUUUUCUGAGGAACCAUAAACGCGCACCUGAAAACUUUGACUGUAAUAAUUACAUCAGAUGAAGCUGACAUUGACGCGAUUAUUAAGCCUUCAGAAUAAAAUGAAUGCAAGUAAAAAUGUAGGCCUUAAUUACAAUUCAUUUUUUGCGGCCGUUUUUUCAAGUUCAGUGCAAAUAACGCACGUAAUCAGCACACUUUUGAUAAGUUGAAGAAAUUGAGCUUUAUAAUUGGUCCGUUCAUGCCACAGCAUGAAAAAUUGAACAGUAAUGACAUUUUCCGAUAAUUGGAUGGCACCCAGCAUUUUAUGGCGCCUGAUGUGGGCAAAAUAACAUGUCUCGUUCAUCGAUUUUCUUCCUUUAAACCAGCCUCAACUCAGCCUUUUGCUCGCCGCUGCUAAGCGGAAACUGUUCACGUUUUCGCAGCCGGUCUUUUCUGUGUAGCCGACCGAAUUCUCUUGUCUUGCCAUUUCGGUUAUUACAUGGCUGCCCGAAAGAUCUUAUUAAUAUUUCGCUGUGCGUAACAAGAAUGAAAUCAAUGAAUAAUCAGUGAGAGUUUGAACCUCUUUCGUUGCGUGCUGUGCGGUUGCCACGCAGCUCGAUCACCGGAGGAGAAUUCUAAUUCUCAAAAUGUCGACUCAAUCUGAGCAUGCUGUAAACGUCAAACAGGGGGAUGAGACGGAGCACAAGAUGGCUUCCGUUCGAGACGACAUGGACAUGAAUCCGAUGAUGGAUAAUCCAGUUUUCUCGACAGGAAGUUCUGUCAAUCUCUUCUGCCCUUUAUGCCAUGAAAUGUUUGUAAACCCUCGACUUCUGCCCUGUUUGCACACGUUUUGUAAAAGAUGUUUGGAGAACCUUGUCGUGCCUAGGUCAAGCGCGCUCAGCUGCCCGGCGUGUAGAACAGAUGUGCCUCUCACAGAGCGUGGUGUUGGCGCUUUCCCGCCAAAUUUCGUCGUGACCACAAUGAUGGACGUAGCGGCAGUGCGCGCGCACGACAAGAACCCAAUUAUGUGCAGUAGCUGUGAAGACAAGCUUCCUGCGGCUGCGCGAUGUAUCGAGUGUAUGGACUUCCUUUGUCAUGACUGCAGAAACGCACAUAUGAGGCUGAGGCUAACCAAGACUCACAGAGUUGUAUCCUUGGAUGAACUUAAAUCCAGCCCACGACCUGAAGACUUACUCCAUCGACCAAUAUUCUGCAUGGAACACACUCAUGAAAAACUAAGGUACUACUGUGAAAGCUGCGAACAAGCCAUCUGCCGCGAGUGCACAAUGACGUCACACUCAACUGAACGUCACAAAUACACACAGCUCACUGAUACGAUCGACAAGCAAACUCAAACCAUCAUGCAACUGGCAGAUAAACUCAAGAGGAAAGUCCCAGUUGUCACGCAAUCCACUAAAGACGUGGAGGAAGUGACGUGCCGUCUCGAGGCGCGCGCCGAAGUGGCAAAGUCUGAGAUUCAGAAAUGCUUUCCUCGAAUUUUAAAAGCUUUGCAAGAUCGAGAGAAAGCCAUGAUGGCUGAAGUAGAAAGCACGGUACAAAGAAAGUCGAAAGUCUUGGGACUGCAACAAGAAAGGUUGGAAAAUGAAUUGAAACGACUCACCACAACUUGUAACUUCACCGAGGAAGUACUGAGGCAUGGCAACUCGGUGGAAAUCCUUGUAAUAAAGAAACAGCUCUGUGACAGAUUGAAUGACCUCAUCUCAUCCAAGUUUCAAGGCGAACCUGAAGAAAAUGACGUCAUCUACUUUGUGGCCAAUCAGGAUGACGUGUUGAAAGCUCUUGAAGGCCUGGGGCAGAUUAAAACAAGUAAUGCAUUCCCUGGCAUGUGCACUGUAGCAGAUGAUAUGAAAUGCGCCACAAAGGGCAAGAAAUCCAAGUUCACGGUUCUUACUCGUGAUCACAGUGGGGCCCAGUGCAGUGGCGGCGGUGAGGAUGUGUUGGUUGACGUGUACACGUCUGACGGGAGAACAGUGCCUGCCGAAGUAAGACCGCUUGGCUCCUCCCCAGGCUCUUCACAUGCCCUCCUCUCACGCUACAACUCACAAAAUGUCGAGGAUAAUAGAAAUGGUUCCUACGGAGUUUCAUACAGUCCAUUCAAUGCCGGAAUGCACAAGGUUUCAGUGACAGUGCGAGACAAACACAUUCAAGGGAGUCCUUUCAAAGUCAACGUUGUCAACACUGGGGAAUCGUAUCUCAAGUUUGGCAGGAAGGGAACAGAAAUUGGAGAAUUCAAUGGUAUAUUCGGAGUUGCUGUGGACGAUGAAGGACAUAUAAUCAUCACCGACUGCCACAAUCACAGAGUACAAGUAUUUAAUCAAAAUGGCGGAUUUAUGUUCCAGUUUGGACGUAAGGGAGAGGGCAGCGGACAGUUCCAGUGCCCCACAGGGGUCGGGGUGGAUCCUGAUGGAAGGAUUGUUGUCUGUGAAAGACUGGGGAGCAGAAUACAGAUUUUUGACCGAGAUGGAAUGUUCCUUCACAAGUUCUCGGUUCCAGAUCUGAAAGCCUCCACGCUGGCAGUGGAUGCAAACAGAAGAAUCAUUGUUGCUGACUCAGCAAAUCGUUGUAUUCACGUUAUUUCUUUGGACACAGGUCAGUCGUUUAAGUUUGGUUCAUUUGGCGACGGCAAUGGUGAGCUGAAUUACCCGUGCUACGUUGCGGUGAACUCCCAAGGACACAUUAUUGUCUCUGACAUGCACAGCCACCGUAUUCAGGUUUUUGAUUCACGUGGUCGUUUCUUGUUCAAUUUCGGCCGCAAGGGUAGUCAGGACGGGGAAUUAAUGCGACCCACAGGGGUAGCCGUGGGGCACGAUGGAAAUAUCAUAGUGGCCGAUAGAGACAAUCAUCGUAUUCAAGUCUUCUCUAGCGAGGGGCGUUUUAUCACAAAGUUUGGUACCAAGGGGGACGGAGACGGGCAGCUAAAUGAUCCUCACGGCCUAGCAUUGACGCCAGAGGGAAAUAUAAUUGUCGCAGACUUUCGUAAUAAUCGUGUUCAAUUGUUCGGGCAACCGGCGUAAAAAGUUAACCUUUGCAACGUUCAUUUACUGCUAGAAGUUCCACACACCGGAGAAAAUUAGUCACCUGGCCAAUGGAGAAAAAAAGACAGUAUCGUAUAUUGCCUUAUUUGGAAUGCGCAUCGUCAUUGGCUCGCUGUCGGCACCGUGAUUGGUUGGCCAUGGGCACGUGUUCCAAAUGUUUUACCAUUUCAUUCCUUUAGUAGUUUACUUCCGGACCGUUGAGAUGUGAAGUAGCUGUUGAAUUUAACUGGUUUAUUACAGUCCCUCAACAGCAGGUGCUGUAUACUUUGUUAAACUAUGAAAAUAGUGUCGCGUAUUAAAUUCGUGGGCUCAUCGGUGCUGCUUCUCUCCCUCGCUGAUUUUAAUUGCGUUACCUCUCUUCGUGCAUCAUUCUAGAGUUUGCAACUGCGCUUGAAGGCGAAAGAUGAUCUCAGUUCACACGUUUCCAUAUAGCCAGAAAAAAUUCAGGUGAAGUUGCGCGACCCUCGGGUUUCCAUCCGCGCGUGGGAGAGCCUCCCUAUCGGUUUUUUCUUGGCGCAAAAAAUCACAGCCAAUCAGAUGCAUUGGAUUUUCUCCUUAAGGAAUUUUUUGGCUCAAAUUUCAGCUGCCUCUUUCGCAGUGGACCAAAGAAGCGCUUGUCCGCGCAUGUCUUAAUACGCGGACGGUUUUCUCCCUCAUUUCCACAGUACUUUUUAAAACGUUAUUGUAUAUAAUAUGCAAAUUAAUUUAACUUUAUCUGUUUCCUUUCUUUAUUCUUAUCUAUUAAUAGUUACAGUAGUCUGGUUUACGUAUUAGGUUCUUGUGAGUUCAUAAUUAUUUUCCUUGAUCAUUUACAUUUUUUCAUUAUUUUAAUUAAUUGGACUCUUCUGCAAACCACUUUGUAAUUUAGAUUUCCUCAUUAAAGAUUAACGCAUUUAAAUUUCUAAAAUUUAAAUUGUACACUUAUUAUUAUUUCAAGUUACUUUUAUUGCCUCAGAAUUCAUAUAUUUUGUAUUAUUUUUUAGCCUUUGGCAUACUUUUAUGAGGGUUAGUGUAGUGUAAAAAACAAGAAUUUUAUUUCAAUCAAUUCGUUGAACAUUAUCUUUUUCAGCAUUUCUUUGUUUACUCAUCACCGUUUGGAAUAUCGAAAUGACGUUUGGAUUUUAACUGCUCAUCCAACACGCCCUUUCGUUGAGUUAAUUCACCGAUUGAAAGUAAUUUUGCUUAAAUUUGUAUUAAUUAUUUUUUGCUGUUUGUAAGAGGAUAUUUUUAUUUCAUAUUUUGUUAUCAAGAGUUUCCUGAACUUUAGAGGAGUAGUAACUUACUUUUUAAAAAUUACUAAAAUUAGCUAUUAGUAUCAAUAAUGCCGCUGGCCUAUGUUAGUUCAACAUCAAGCCAAAUGACCAUUUGUAAAUCAGGCUUACGGCACAAUCACCCGAUUGGCGACUUUUUAGUUUUACGAGAGUACAAUUGUAGUUGGAAUUUUUUUUCUAAUAUCUUUUCUGAACGCUUUCCUAGCGGAAACAACAACUGAACCCGUUUUAGUUCAAUUUUAAAACUGAUUCAAUUCAAGUUUUAUUAUCGUUUAAAAUCCUACUGUUAGAACAACCUCAUAUCUUGUUGAAAACUUCCUGUGACUGGAAUAGCAAUGACAAUUAUAACACGUAAUCUGAAAGCGCCACUUUGUUUCCGAGGUUAGGUCUAUCGUCCACACUUACCCGUCACGAAAACGGAACUUUUCGAAAACGCCCUUCAAACCGGAGAGAUUUCAAAACGCCGGCUUUGAAUUUAAGUAUCGACGGAAAACAUUUUGAAAACGGAUCUUUUCGAAAACGAUGACGUCACGAUAACCACGUGAUUUCCCUGCCCGAGUCACGACCGGUGCUUGUUGCGUUGAGAAAUUUCUCGGGCGUAGUGUGAACCGGGAAAAUAUUCGUGAAAACGCCGUUUUCAAAUUUCUCCGGCGUAGUGUUUACGGGGCCUAAGCAGUGACGAAGCAUGGUGCUUUCUAACCUUCCUUUCACUGUACUGAUUUGAUUUUAUGUCAAACCGCUAGAAACAUUGUGAAGUAAUAGCCUUGAAAUUACAAGAAGUAAAGUUUCAUCAAAGCUUUUGAGAGAGAACAAUUUAUAAUUAACCAUUUCCAAAUUCCGCACAAAUUCUAAUAUAUUGUGUUUGUACUGCAAAGUCAAAAAAAUGUAAUUUGAAAAGUAAAUUCGUUUGCUUUUCAGCUAUUUGAUGUCUUUACAAAUUAAGACUUUGAUAAAUACACCUGUAUCAUAAUUUAGGUAGAACAAUGCUUAGUCAAUAAACAGAAAUGCGAAGUAAA